Molecule: messenger RNA, 4356 nt
Organism: Xenopus laevis (African clawed frog)
Lineage: Eukaryota; Metazoa; Chordata; Amphibia; Anura; Pipidae
Gene: mib2.S
Product: MIB E3 ubiquitin protein ligase 2 S homeolog
Exons: 19
Coding region: 253-3108 (951 amino acids)
Biological process (GO): ubiquitin-dependent protein catabolic process; protein ubiquitination
Cellular component (GO): cytoplasm
Molecular function (GO): zinc ion binding; metal ion binding; ubiquitin-protein transferase activity
Source: RefSeq, a predicted model, not a curated record
UGAACCACGACUCCCAGAUGUCUUUGCUUUGUUAGAUUAGCCGUCCCAUCUGUCAGGAAAAAAGGGAGCAAGCUGGAAAAGCAGGCACAACUGCUCUGCCUCUAAACACAACGCAUGCCAGGGGAAUGUUACGCAUAAGGAAAUAAGGGCUUGAUAAUCCUGGCUGCUUUGUUCUUGACAUCAGGCCUCCAAUCUCUUUACUCCAUCAGGAAUUCUCUUCAAUGCCUGCAGCAGUUCAGUUACUAAGGUGAAAUGGACUGGGACACGUCGGCAGCAAUGCAAGUGGGAAUGCGAGUGGUGAGAGGAGUGGACUGGAAAUGGUCUAACCAAGACAAUGGUGAAGGCAGCAUGGGCACAGUGGUAGAGAUUGGACGUCAAGGAAGCCCUACUACUCCUGACAAAACAGUAGUCGUCCAAUGGGAUCAUGGCACCAGGACUAAUUAUCGAACUGGUUUCCAGGGAGCUUAUGACCUUCUGCUGUAUGAUAAUGCUCAGACAGGUGUCCGCCAUCCCAACAUCAUUUGCGACUGCUGCAAGAAGCAUGGAAUCCGUGGCAUGCGCUGGAAGUGCAAAGUCUGUUUUGACUAUGAUCUGUGCACACAGUGCUACAUGAACAACAAGCACGAUUUGUCCCAUACCUUUGAGAGAUAUGAGACCGCCCAUUCCAGACCAGUCAUACUGAGCACACGGCAGGGCUUGCCACGGAUUGUGUUAAAAGGAAUCUUCCAAGGUGCAAAAGUGGUGCGUGGUCCUGACUGGGAAUGGGGAAACCAAGAUGGUGGGGAAGGUAAAGUUGGCCGAGUCGUAGAUAUUCGUGGCUGGGAUGUAGAAACUGGCCGCAGUGUGGCAAGUGUAACAUGGACUGAUGGUACCACUAAUGUGUACAGAGUUGGCCACAAGGGAAAGGUGGAUCUUAAGUGUAUUACUGAUGCUCCAGGAGGACAUUAUUACAAGGAUCACUUGCCCAAGCUUGGUAAACCUGCAGAGCUGCAAAGAAAGGAGAGCUCAGAAAGAUACCCAUUUCAGCAUGGAGACAAAGUGAAAUGUCUUUUAGAUAUUGAAAUCUUAAGAGAAAUGCAGGAAGGACAUGGGGGAUGGAACCCUAAAAUGGCAGAGUUUAUAGGUCAGACUGGAACAGUUCACAGAAUUACAGAGCGAGGUGAUGUCAGAGUUCAGUACAACAGCGAGACUCGAUGGACUUUUCAUCCUGGGGCUCUAACAAAGCAAAACAGCUUUUUGGUUGGUGAUGGUGUGCGUGUGAUGGAUAACAUGAAUGCAGUGAAGAAGCUCCAAGUUGGUCAUGGGGAGUGGACAGAUGAUAUGGUUUCUGCUCUGGGUCAAAUUGGUAAGGUGAUCAAAGUUUUUGGGGAUGGAGACAUGAGAGUUUCUGUUGGAGGGCAGUCCUGGACCUUCAACCCUGCCUGCCUCACCUCAUACCAGCGAGAAGAGGAUGCCAACCUCAUGACCACUGAAAAUGCCAAGGAGUCUAAAAACAUCCUCGUUUCAAUAUUAGAAAAGCUGCUUUCUCAGAAGACUGAUUGUGAAAGUCCAACGUCUUUGGUUAUUGAAGCAGCCCAGGGCGAUACAGCCAAAGUCAUGGAGAUGCUCCAGAAAUACCCUGACAAGGUGGAUAUUAAGAAUCAGGGCAGGACAGCUUUGCAGGUUGCCUCCCAUUUAGGCUACAUGGAGGUGGUGAAGGUUUUGCUUCAAGCCAAUGCAAACAUUGACCUCAGGGAUGACGAGGGGGACACUGCUUUGCAUUAUGCUGCUUAUGGAAAUCAGGCUGGCGUGGUGAGAGUUUUGUUAUCUAAAGGAGCCAAUACAGAACUGUUGAAUAACGCCAAGUGUACAGCACUCUACAUUGCAGUAAACAAAGGCUUCACAGAGGUAGUUCAAGUCCUGUGCAACCCAAAUUGUGCCAUCAACCUGCAGGACUCCUUCGGGGACACACCUCUGCAUUAUGCAAUCACAGCAGACUUUAGAAGCAUCAUUGAGAUCCUCUCUGAAGUGCCCAAUAUAGAUUUCACUGUGCAGAACAAUCAAGGGUUUAAUCUACUGCAUCACUCAGCUCUCAAGGGAAAUGUCCUUGCUGUAAGAAAGAUCCUGGAGAGAGCACGGCAGCUUGUAGACUCUAAAAAAGAAGAUGGUUUCACUGCCCUACAUCUUGCAACACUCAACAACCACCAGGAAGUAGUAGAGAUAUUGAUCAAAGAGGGCCGCUGCGAUGUCAAUCUCAGGAAUAACAGAAACCAGACCCCUUUGCAUUUGGCCGUCGCCCAGGGACACAUCAGCUUGGUGCAUCUCUUGGUGACUGAGGGUGCCAAUGUAAAUGCGGAGGAUGAGGAUGGAGAUACGCCAAUGCACAUAGUAUUUGUGCGGCAACAUCUCAAAUCCAUUGAAUCUCAGCAAGAAGGCAAUGGAUCGCCAUUGCUCACUAAGUUGGAAGCCUCUGGGUUGCUGGGAAAUAUAGAGCUGAAUGUUGGUUCGGGUAUGGCUUGCUUUUUAGCUCUGUCUGGAGCUGACAUCAACUAUGCCAAUCACCGUGGGAAGUCCCCCCUGGACCUAAUUACAGAUGGAAGGAUAGCACACCUUGUGAAAAACUUUUCGCAGAAAUUCAGAGAACAAAUGGAGUCAGACUUACCAACCAUCAGCUGCAGCCUCCGCAGAGUCCAAACUACUCCCAAUACUAUGACCAACCUCAGCCCCUCUAGUGCCAGCAGUCCUGCAGAGUGUUUAGUAUGCUCUGAGCUGACCGCACUAAUCAGUUUCUUCCCUUGCCAGCACAGCAUAGUAUGUGAAGAAUGCUCCAGGCGAAUGAAGAAAUGCAUCAAAUGUCAAGUGUCCAUAUCAAAGAAGCUUAGGCAAGACAGCACUGAAGUUGAAUGCAGUCCCAGCAUAGAAUUGUCAGACCAGAAGAAAAUAAUGGAAGAGCUCCAGAAUCGAUACCGCCAGAUGGAGGAAAGGAUCACCUGUCCUAUUUGUAUCGACAGUCACAUCAAGCUGGUGUUCCAGUGUGGACAUGGGUCUUGUACCGAAUGCAGCUCUUCCCUCACUGCCUGUCCCAUAUGCAGGCAGGUUAUCAGAGAGAAGAUACAGAUAUUUGUCUAAGUAGGAAAGUAAGUGCUUCUUCUGGAUCUGAGACGUAACUUUGGAUCAGUAGACACAAGCAACAUGUCUGUGCCAAGCAUGGCUGUGUAUAUCUCUUCUUCAUGGCAAGACAUUCUGAAUGGGAAUAAAGGGAUGACUCUGUAUGAAGAGUUCUCUCUGUAUUAUUUGCAUUGGAAGGGCUAAUCAAUACUGCAGUCUUCCUGAAGGAAUUUAUUUUCCAGAGGGGCAAUUAAGCUCCACUAAAUCAUCUUGUUACUGAAAUGAGGAUUUCAUCUCUGCCCAACCUACGAUUUCUUUUGCUGGUUCUUAUCUUAUUUGUGUUUCUGCAAUACACCUGAUCCACUGCCUUCCAAAUGUCUCUUUCAUACAGGUUCAUCAGGUCACAUGAAAUAAAGCAAUACAUUGAGUAUGUCACAUUGAACUUACACGACUGCAGUGUUUUAUAGUUUUACUAAUGACAUGGUAGAACAAAUAGCAAGAAGAUGUAUUUCUAUGUGGUUUGACCUAUCAAACUUGCCAUAGUUCUUGUUUCAAGGGGCAUUAAUGCAUUAGAAACAGGUGGCUCUUGUUAAAGUGUUUGUAAAUUCAAAUAAAUGUAUAUCUAUUUAUAUCUAUAUACCUAAAUUAUUCAUAUAUUAUAAAAUGUGUAUAAUCGUACUAUUCAUUGGGAUUUAUUUUCAAAAUACUCUGUUUAUUUGUUUCGGUGAAGGCAGAUGUUUGUGGGGGACCAUUUCCCUCCAUUCCUUUCUGUCCUCUCUGGCCAAUCACUACAAAGAGUGUAACAGAGUGACCAAUUGUGAGCAAGCUGACAAACAUGCUAUUCUGCUCUACUACAUCCACUGACAGAGAAGGUAACGGAAACAUGGUUAGAAUGAUACAAUUUGUUUUUUGAGUCUGACUCAUUUUUAGUGUUCAUCACUCAGAAGCUAUAGCGCCGUUAACAUAUUUAUUUAAAUGCAUUAGUGCCCCUUUAAUAAGCAAGACUGUGGGAAUGAAAGCUCUUUCUUGCCAAAGUCUCCACCCUGAGUGUCGGUGCAGGUACGUGGAGAAAAUGUAGCCAGAGUACCCAGCAGCAUCUUGUGUAGCAGAUCUGCCCGUGGCUCUAGCCCAUAGUUGGUUUACAGAGACGCCAUCUUGAACUGGUGGUGGACAGAGUUGCCUAGCAAAUCCAUCUUUGCUUAUUUUACUCUGUGUAUAAAGUGCAAAAAUGUGUAUAGUGCUGAAAUAAAAGCAGUCUGAUUAAUAUUA